AUGGGAGCUAGGUUGCCAAUGGAAGAUGUGGAUGACUCAUCUGUUUUACAUGAUUUGGAUAGGUUAUCUGGUAUACUACUUCCUCAUUGGAGCAUCGCAGAAAGGGUAAUGAAAAAGUUUCCCAACAUCCGCAGGUUGAAGUGCGUGGUUGAACGUGGUGAUGAGAAAACUGUGAAGAUUUUGAAGGUGACGAUGUCGGUGUUUGAUUUGUCUAUGAGUGAUAUUUCAACCAUUGGUAAGUUGCCAAACCUUGAAGUCCUCAAAUUAGACCGCACAAACUUUGAAGGGAGGACAUGGGAAAUGGAAGAAGGGGAAUUCUCCAAACUUAGAGUCUUGCAAUUUUACUUUCCGAGUCUUGUCAGCUGGGCAACUUGCGAUGAUCAAUUGAGAUGUCUUCGGAAGCUGGUAUUUAGUGGAUGUCGUAAAUUAAAAGAGAUACCUCCUUGUUUAGAGACCAUCUUUACACUAGAGACGAUUGAGGUCUCCUAUUGUAGAAGCAAUCAGACUCUAUUAGAUUCGGUGAGAAAGAUUGAGAAAGAACUGGAUGCGUGGGGAAAUUCAACUCUGAAGGUCAUCAUUAUUGAUUGA
Molecule: messenger RNA, 588 nt
Organism: Oldenlandia corymbosa var. corymbosa
Lineage: Eukaryota; Viridiplantae; Streptophyta; Magnoliopsida; Gentianales; Rubiaceae
Source: the annotation of a GenBank genome assembly